Messenger RNA from Ostrinia furnacalis (Asian corn borer), 3284 nucleotides. RefSeq names its product solute carrier family 39 fear-of-intimacy (gene foi). The transcript has 7 exons. Gene Ontology annotation, cellular component: plasma membrane. The record is from RefSeq and is a predicted model, not a curated record. Lineage: Eukaryota; Metazoa; Arthropoda; Insecta; Lepidoptera; Crambidae. Gene Ontology annotation, biological process: zinc ion import across plasma membrane; intracellular monoatomic cation homeostasis. Bases 284 to 2320 code for a protein of 678 amino acids. Gene Ontology annotation, molecular function: zinc ion transmembrane transporter activity; monoatomic cation:bicarbonate symporter activity.
GCAACACCGGUAAACGUUCUCAUCUGUGGUGCGAACGCGUUGCGCUCGGCGCCGUCUUCGCGAUUGUCAAGAAAGUAAAAUCGUAAAAAACUAAAUGAGUACUGUGUGAAUUAGACUGUAUUUAUUGUCGCCUGUGCUAAUUGUUUUGUGGAUAUUUGAGUGAGCAAUUACAGCCGCGCCGCCGGCAUCGUGGCACAUGAAUACAGAUCAGACCAGAUAUGACCGUCAGAUCCUGACAGCAUCAAGCAUCCUAACUAUAAGCCAGCAUUUAGUGUAAGCCAAAAUGUCGCACCAUUUCGUCACGGUGUGCCUAUUCUGCCUUCUCUGCGCGGCGCACAGCUGCGGAUCCCAUAUAGACAUACAAAACGAUGGAGUUUUAACCUUCGACCCUGCAACAGAAGUGAGACACAUAGCUGUUAUAGAAGAUAAAAGAAAAGAAGACAGGUACCAGAGACUACAGAAGACUAAACACAGAGACAGAUCCAAAAGGGAGCUUAGAAAUGUGAACCCUAACGCGUAUGUAGAGAAAAUUUUCCGGCUGUACGGUGAUGCUGCGAGCAUGACCAUGAAUCUGACUGGGUUCAAUACAAUGCUGAAGAAUUUGGAUCUGGACACGUUGGUCACGGGUGGAGUUGAAAAGACUGAGAAUAUAGAAUACAUCGGCCAGACUGGCGCUAAGCAGGAUAUUGUAAAUUGUGUCAGCAGUGCUGAACUAAUAACCACAGUAAACACGCGGUUAAAACCGCCACACGACCACAACCACGACGUGGAUGACCACGAAGCAGAGGGCUUCCUCUCACAAGACACCCUACAGGCCAUCUGCCCCAUACUGUUAUAUCAAAAACUAGCGAACACAUCUUUAGAGCAACAUGGUUGUGUAAAAGAAACCAAUCUUCCCAGCAGAAGAGUGGAGGACAGGGAUUUGAAAGAAAAAGAGAAUGCGUACUCCAAAAACAUGCUCGCAGUUUGGUUGUACUCCUGUUUAAGUAUAGCCAUCAUCAGCGCUUGUGGGCUUCUAGGAGUUGCUGUAAUACCUAUCAUGCAUAAGACCUACUACAAUCAUUUACUGCAAUUCCUUGUAGCGUUAGCUGUAGGCACAUUAUGUGGUGACGCGUUGUUGCAUUUGAUGCCUCAUGCAAUGAGUCCUAUCGAGGAUGACCAUAGCCAUGAUCAUGACCAUGAAACGGCUGUACAAGUCAGUCAUUCACAUGAUGAUGGGAUGUGGAAGGGGCUAGCGGCUAUGAUGGGAGUAGUCUUCUUCUAUUUCACUGAAAAGGGUUUAACAGUCGUUGUGGAAUGGAGGAAACGUCGUCAAAAGUUGGAAGAAGACAAACUUCCUCCCCGCGUCCGUGUGUUGAAAGACGAAAGUGUGGGUGGGUGCUCAGGUGGUGCUAAGGCUCCGAUUACCAAUUCCACGUCGAAUUCUAUAAUGAACAUCAUAAAAAGAGACGAAAAAGGUGAUCCUACAACAAAGACAUGCAAGCAUAAAUAUUCUGGAUACCCUUACUGCUACGAUGAGAUUGAUACUGAUACGCAUGAUGAUCACCAUAUGAGGGAUGGUCAGAUUCCUCCCUCUCCUAAAGCGAAGCACAAUAAUUCUGUCAGUGUAGUCUCUUCGAAUGCCCUGAACCCUGAGGCUAAGGAGGAACCGACGGCCAAGGAUUGGUUGCUGAAGGCUGAAACGCCAGCGGUGGUGGAGAUGAACAACAUCAAACAUAAAGAGGAUGGUGCUAAGGACUUGAAAGAUGGGGACAGCUACACUGUUAUAUUGAGAGAGCACUCGCGCGCGCACCAUGGUCAUUCGCACGCGCACGGGCACGUGCACGCGCCGCCUUCCUCCAUGUCCUCUGUCGCCUGGAUGGUCAUCAUGGGCGACGGGCUCCACAACUUCACUGACGGGAUGGCUAUUGGUGCUGCAUUCGCUUCAAACAUAGCCGGUGGGUUCUCUACGGCCAUCGCUGUUCUGUGUCACGAGCUUCCCCAUGAAUUAGGCGACUUCGCGGUGCUCCUCAAAGCGGGCAUGUCUGUCAAGCGAGCGGUCUGCUACAACAUCCUAUCAUCGGCUCUAUGCCUCGCCGGGAUGGUCUGCGGAGUCUUAGCCGGCCACGCGCCUUCCGCCACCCGCUGGUUGUUCGCGGUCGCUGCUGGCAUGUUCUUAUACAUCGCCCUUGUGGAUAUGAUGCCCGAGCUCAGUACAUCCCACAGCAAGGAAGGUACACUCUGCCAGUGUAUCCUACAACUCCUCGGUUUGGCUUGCGGAGUUGGCAUCAUGCUGGUCAUAGCCCUAUACGAGCAUGACCUGAAGAACUUAUUUGGAUAAGUGACAGUGAAGUGCGGUGAACGUGUCAUGACAACUCGUGACAAAGUCAUGUACAGUUGUGACAGUCAUGAACGGUUGUGACAGUGGAUUGUGGAACAGUGACAGUGAAUUGUGAAACGGAAAAAAAAUAUCAAGAAAACUGCGAAAACUUCAAGUUGAACAGUUGGUAUGGUAAUAUAAGUACUUACGAGCCUGUGGUAUCAGUUUUUAUUGCUGGACACAUUUUGCUACUACACUACUUCCUAUCAAUAUUAAAUCAGUAUAUAAAUUUGUAUUUAAUAAAAGUUUUCUGGCCUUCAAUGUUUCAAAAUGUUGGACAUACAAAAUGAGAUAUGAAGUUGAAGAAAUUAACUGCUACAAAAAUGGUGACGAUUAAAUCCAGUGAAAUGUUGUGAAAAAAUGCAAUUGUGUCGGAAAUUUGGUGCCAACAAAGUGAUUAAAAUCGGUCUACGAAAAAAAAAACUUAAAAAAUAACCAGUGAUAUGUGUAGCGUAACUUAAUUCUAAGUAAGUAGUGAAGAUCCGUACUUAAUAUGGAAUUACUUAUUUUUGCCCGGGGUCUAACGGACCCCAACUGAUUUUUCUGGGGUCUUACGGACCCCAAAUGAUUUCCAGUGAUUGUGUUUGUAAAUGUUAACUACUCUGUUUAAAUAUGAGCUAUGUUUGAAAUUAUCAGUUAUUAAUUAUUUCUUAAUGUAUAUUAAUUAAUUAAUAACAAGAUGUAUAAUGAUUGAAUGGUAUGUCAACUUAUUGUGGGGUACUUCAGACCCCAAUGACAUUGAUGCUUAAAUCGAAAAACUGUUAUCCUAUAAAUUAUUUUAAGUUUUAAAUAAAUAAUUAAAAUUAAAUCGAAAAGAUCUCAGAGAUGUUAACAGAAUUGUUUGAAAUCAUACAUUUUGCUCAAAAUGUUCAAAUUGUUAAUUUUUUUCUUGGAACUCGAAUAAAUCUGGCUACAUGGUUGUGUA